Fundulus heteroclitus (mummichog) is the source of this 6535-nucleotide messenger RNA. RefSeq names its product protocadherin-15. Gene Ontology annotation, molecular function: calcium ion binding; cadherin binding. Gene Ontology annotation, biological process: inner ear development; sensory perception of sound; homophilic cell-cell adhesion. NCBI's taxonomy places the organism in Eukaryota, Metazoa, Chordata, Actinopteri, Cyprinodontiformes, Fundulidae. Gene Ontology annotation, cellular component: stereocilium; cell-cell junction; catenin complex. The record is from RefSeq and is a predicted model, not a curated record.
ACCCGGGAUCCACAGCUGCUCUUUUCUGUGGACAGUUAUUCUGAUGUUUUCGCCGUAUCGACUUCUGGGAUCAGACGGUAUCUCACCCUGUUGCAGCCUUUAGACAGAGAGGCACAAGACUCCUAUACGUUCACGCUGUUGGCGUCAGAUGGUGUUCAGCAGAGUCCUCCUGUCAGUGUGACCAUAACCGUGCUGGAUGCCAAUGACAAUACUCCAACGUUUUCCAACGUCUCCUAUAGUGUAAACCUUUUCACUGAUAUGUUGCACGGAGAAACCGUCAUGCAGAUGUCAGCAGUUGACGCUGAUGCAGGUGAAAACGGUCAAGUCACCUAUCGCAUCUUGGCUGGUGCUCAGGGAAAGUUCCUAAUAGACACCAGUACUGGGAUAAUUACAGUGGCACCCGGCGCUGAGCUGACUGUUGGCCGAAGCUACGCUUUGACUGUAGAAGCUGCGGACAAUGGGCCUGUGCCUCACCGAAGGUCUUCCAUUACAACAGUCUAUGUUGAGGUUUUGCCUCCAAACAACCAGAGCCCUCCUCGCUUUCCUCGCCAACAAUACAACCUUGAGAUCAGUGAAGCCAUGAGGACUGGUGCUACACUUCUUAAUCUGCAGGCAGUGGAUCGAGAAAAGGAUCCGAUAACCUACAACAUCCACAGUGGGGAUAUUAAUGGAAAUUUUGCACUACAGCAGAGUUCGGGGUAUUUAAUUCUGGAUAAGCCUUUGGACAGGGAGUCUGUGGAUCAUUAUAUCCUGACGGUCACAGCCUCAGACGGACGUCCAGAUGGAACCUCCACUGCGACGGUGAGCGUGGUGGUGACCGACGUGAAUGACAACAAACCAGUGUUCAACUCUUCACUGCCAACGAACUUCACUGUCACUGAGGAGCAGGAUAACGCCCUCGUUGGACAGGUCAUGGCAACAGAUCCAGAUCUGGGAGCAAGCGGUCAGGUCCAUUAUAGGCUUGUCAACCAUCAGACGCUGUUUUCCAUCAAUGCCAGCGGAGUCAUCAGGACUGCAGCGCCGCUGGACAGAGAGGUGACAGGACACUAUUCCCUGGUUGUUGAAGCAUUGGAUGGUGCAGUGGACCCUCGGCGAUCCAGACUUACUCUCUCUGUGACCGUUUUGGAUGUGGACGACAACAGCCCAAUAUUCACCCAACAAUCUUACAAUGUCAGCCUACCUGAAAACAGCCCAAAGGACACUGUCAUACUACAAUUAAAGGCAAUAGAUGCUGACCUCACCUCCAACCUCACAUAUCGAAUCAGAGCUGAAGGCCUGGAUCCUGAGAUAAUGCAGCUUUUUCGCAUUGACCCCAUGACGGGGGAGCUGUCUGUGCUCAAGGUGCUGGACUAUGAAGCUCUGGCCACUCCUGAACCCAAGUACACUUUCACUGUGGAAGCUGUGGACAUAGAGGGAACCAUGCCUCCUGGGCUUGCCUUGGUUACUGUCAGAAUACUGGACAUGAAUGACUUCUCUCCAGCAUUCAGCCAGCCCAUCUACAGAGGCAUGGUUGCCCCUAACGCUGUCAAGGGAACCAUUGUAACCACGGUGAUGGCCAACGACUCUGACCCUGCGGAUACCCCAGCAGGUCAAGUUCGCUACAAGGUGGACCCGAAGGCAUAUCCAUACUCUGCUAGUAUAUUCGAUGUAGAUGAACAGAAAGGUCAUGUGGUAACCAGAGUAAAUCUUAACGAGGAACCCAACUUAAAGUUCAGUCUGGUGGUGGUGGCCUAUGAUUAUGGUGAGCCUGUGAAAGAGAACACGACUCUCGUUGAAAUCACAGUCCUCCAGCCCUCUGUUAUUCCCGUGUUCACUCAAGAAGAAUACAGAUUUUCACCAGUGAGUGAGGCGGCUGCGGUUGGAACCCCAGUGGGAGUCAUCAUGGCAGCGGCUGUCAAUCAAACCAUCGUGUAUUCCAUCAUUGAAGGCAAUGAAGGAGGUGUGUUUUCUUUAAAUGAAACGACUGGUGAGAUUUACACAGCCAAGUCCCUGGACUAUGAAACCAAUUCCAGCUAUGUUCUGAAGGUUGAAGCAGACUCCAUGCGAGUGGUCUCAUCCAAUCUUCGAGCUCCCUCAAAAUCUAAUACAGCUAGGGUGGUGAUUGAUAUCCAUGAUGAGAACGACCACCCACCAGUGUUCACCAGAUCUCUUUACAUCGGAGGAGUUGCAGAGGAUGCCAAAACUUUCACUUCAGUCUUGCAAGUACAGGCUUUGGACAAAGACACUGGUAACUACAGCUCCAUGAUCUACAGACUGAUCAUCCCCCCUCCCACAGGAAAGGAAACCAGAGACAGCAAAGACGGAUUUGUCAUUGAACCGUACACCGGUGUGGUGAAGACGGCAAUCAUGUACCGCAACAUGAGGAGGUCGUAUUUCAAAUUUGACGUGGUUGCAACCGACAACUACGGCCAGGGCCACAGCAGCAAAGCAGAGAUAGUGGUGUCUGUUGUGAACCUGCUCGACAUGCAAGUGGUCGUGUCAAACGUGCCUCCGACAUACGUUGACAAAAACAAAGACAAACUGCUCAGCAUUUUGGAACGCUACGUCCAGGAGCAGGUAGUCGGCGCCAAGGUUGUCGUGGAAACCAUUGGGCCCCACCGGGAUGGUGAAACAAUGGAGACUGAAGAUUACACCAAGUCAGAUCUCAUGAUUUAUGCCAUCGAUCCGCUGACAAAGAGAGCUAUAUCUAGACAGGAGCUCUUUAGGUUUCUGGAUGGGAAUCUGCUGGACAUCAAUAAAGAGUUCCAGCCUAUUCUUCCUCCUGGAGGCAGAAUUCUGGAAAUCAGAACCCCCGAAGUGGUGGCCAGCGUGAAGAAAGCCGUGCACAGUGUAGGCUACACAGAGGGGGCACUCUUGGCUCUGGCCGUUAUCAUCAUCAUCUGCUGUGUUCCUGCUAUUUUAAUUGUCAUUAUCACGUACAGACAAUUCAAAGAACGACAAGCCGAGUGUGCCAAAACAGCCCGUAUCCAGAUGGCGCUGCCAACAGGCAAACCCGGGGGAGGCACUGCCAACAACCUGUACGAGGAGCUCGGUGACAACGCCAUACAACACCGUUCGUCUAUCAGCCACGGUGGUGGUGGCGGCAGCCUUGGCAGCUUAGAUGAAAGCGACCGCCAGCGCCUGCUCUCGGACUUUGCCACGCGAGCCAUUGCCGCCCAUCGCCAGUGCCUCGCUAAUGGAGGGGUGCUCAACAAGCUACCCAAGUCCGAGUCCAACAUCACCUUUCUCUCGGAUGAAAACCCCCGAACUACCAAAAAUCCCCUCUACCAUGAGGACGGAACCUUAAGUAGCCCUGAGAACCUCGGAAGCAACAAGAAGAGGAGAGAUCUUCUUGGGAAUUUUUCCCCUUCCAGAAAGGCUCUUCAAGACGCCUGGUUGAGGCUCAGCUCACCUGGAUGUGACUUGGGAUUCGGGGGUUACAGCGGCACUGAUGGCGCAUGGGGAUCAGGAGGGGGACACAGCUGGACUCUCCCGUCGAGGUUACACAGAAGGGAAAUGUAUGACGCUUUAAGACGUCAGGUGGUGAUGGACCCUGUGCAGUGGGAGCAUGAGCUCCUGAAGGCUGAGUUUAAGGAGAGCAAAGAUGCUGGUCUGGAUUCAGGCUUUGACCAUGGACUAGACUCAGAUGCCAUGGGAAGCCCAGGUCUUGAGCCAAAGUUGACAGUGAAGGAACAGGCCAGACAGUUUGAGCAACAGGCACUCCAGGAAAUGAAACAACGGCAAAACAGAGAUUCCAGAGGCUCACUGUCCUCUGAUAUCUUACUUGCCGCCAUCACAGAUACUCCUCAGCAUCAGAAGCACAGUCCCUCCCACAACGCGGCAACUUCGGAGAUUGCGGAAGGUCCUCCGAGUAUCAUCGUAACUCAGAGCGACGGAGGCACUCCUCCGCCGAGCCACAAGCCGACGCCUCCUGUACUGAGGCGCUUCGGAGCAAGUUUAACAGGAAAUCACAUUGCAGAAGAAAGACUUCAAGUACAUUUAGAGGUGAUCCCAGAUCCACCUUCAACACCUCCACCGCCACCCCCAUCGCCACCACCACCACCCCCUCCUACCACUGCUCCUCCUCCUCCUCCUCCUCCUCUACCUCCCUCACCACCUCCUCCUCCUCCUCUACCUCCCUCUCCUCCACGUCCAAGGUACGUUUCUCCUGUCCCUCCUGGCUCUCCAGUUUCAUUGAACUCCAUUCCUAAUGGCGCUUCUCCGCCUCCACGUCCGCCACCCCCGCCGCCUCCACCUCUACCUCCCCCCGUGUCCCCCUCGGUUUUGCGUCCAUCCACGUUUGUCCUCCCCACUCUCUCAGAGUUGCCAGUGCUGCGGCCCGUGUCUCUCCGACCGCUGCCCCUUCCCACGGAGCCCGAGCCCUCCCGAAAGGAGCGGAAGGGAAUCUUAAAGAACAUCCAGAACAUAGCGGACAUCGAGAAAUCGGUGGCAAACAUGUUCAGCCAGAUAGACCAGAAGCAGAUUCCCCUCAAAAAGGUCCUGAAGAGCCGGGCCUCUGUGGAUUCUGUGGACAAUCUUGACUCCUUGGACACGUUGGUGGUUGGGAGAGAGCCUGAGCAGGGAGAAGGAGAAGGAGGAGCGGGAGGAGGCGAAGCAGAGAAUAACCCCCCGAUUCGACACAUUCCAAGCCCAAACAUGAACUCUAUUGUCGAAGAGCUUGAGAAACGGUUCCCUUCUCAGUCUACAUUGCUCUAGCGUUGCAUUGCAGUGAGGAAUGUAGUAUUACAUUACUCUGUAAUUUAAUGGUGAGCCGUUAAGAAACAAACCAAAAUGCAUCAGCUAGGAUACUUUAAAGGGAUGUAGACUUUCAUCCCUAAUCCUAACCGUAGCCCUGUGCUCUUCUGGAAGGGCUCCCUGUUUUCUUCAUAGGGCAAGAAAGAAUGAAAACUCUGCUGUGCAUAACUUUAUGGUUAGAACUCCUCUCUUCUUAUUUGACAUAAGGUAUAAACUGAAAAUGAGUAGGAAAAAGUUAAGAUGUCUUUUAGCUACCUUAAGGUGACUUACUCUCAUUGACGUUUUACAUUCAGUGGAAGUAAAAUGUGUCCAUAUUGAUAAUCCAUGCUCCAGUGAAUGUUCUUCUCAUCAAAAUCUGUGAGUGGACGUGGGACAGACACCAUCUUUUCCAAAAAUUGGAACACAGGACUGAGUUGCUUUUAACACAGAGCUGAGCAUCUGAACGAGUCCAGUUUUGGUGUAACAAAUGUAAAGAAAUCUGCCGGCCACGACAGAACAUAGCAAGACGAGGAUCCUUUGUUCUUUUUUGGUUUGUUUUUUUGUUUCAUAGAAAGUUUUACUUACGUCUUCUUGCAGGGUAGAGAUGUUGACUCUAUUCGUACUUGAGGUGAAAGACGACCUGACUUUCACAUGAAUGACUGAAGACUUAACUGGGACUCGUGGUCUGAGACACACAUCUCAUGAACAUUCACUGCAGGGUAAAGGCAGCCCUGCAGUAAGCUACAGAAUGCAGCUCCCGCAGAUGAUGUUAGUAUUCUGUAAAGAUGACUUUGGUUUAUCAGCCAUAAAUGCUCCCAAACACUGACUACUAACGGUCCAUGGCUGUCUGUUUGUGCCGGAGAGAAACCUGUCAGGUUUGGGUUUCUACUGAACGCUGUAAUAGAUUACUUCAGGUCAGUUCCGAAGAAAAUAAAAGUAAACUUUCAGUACCAAAUAAACUCUUAAGCUAGCAAAAUGACAUCAAAAACAACUUAUUUGUUUUGUUUUAUAUUUUAAAUAAAAGAAUGGUGUGUUCAGUUCAGUUUUAGAAAUUCAAUAUUCUCUCGCUACAUUGUGCCUCGCUUUGUAUUUUGUAAGUUACGACAUACCUUUGAACAUCUUUAUUGUUUACUUGACGCCAAACAUUUAAAACACAGAUGUAUAACAUGCUUUAUCUUUGUCCUGCAAAUCUCCUGGUUCACAGGAAGAUAAAUGAAAAAAAAAAACUCCAAAGUCAAAAGGAUAACUAUUAAAUGGUCAUGUGGUAAAUCAGUAAUAACAUUUUAUUUCAUUUUGUUUUAACAAGAUGGUAACUUUUUGAAGAAGGUAACAUUAUGCAGGGGAAGAAAGUGUAUAAGUUUGGAGUCAUAGUCAACCUCUGCUUUCUUCUGUUUCUUCAGAUAAUUGGAUGAUGAUAUUUUUACUUUAAUCUAUCCUGUUUCUCUAUAAUUUCACAUUUUUUUCAUUCAUCCGUUCUUGCUCCAUUUAUUCCUCUUCACACUUUCCCAUUGAUAUUUCAUUGUUUUCUUUUUGCUGUUACUCCAUAGUUAUUAAGUGGCCACAAAGUUGUUGUUUUUCUUGUUUGUGUCUGCUGUUCCUGUUUUUAUAAGCCCUUAUUUGUUUUCUGUUCCUUGGAUUUUUAGUUGUUGUUGUUUUUUGUCACUGUUUAAUCUGUAUGUUUAUCUUUUAUUGUUCUCAAAAUUUUUGAUCAUGUGUUCUUUUCCUCCAUCUUCGGCCCAACAUCUAUUCAUCCAGUCUGUUAUGUUGUUGUUUUUUUCAGGGUAAAGGCUGUUUAUGUGUGAGCGGCAGUGCAAAAAAAAAA